This is a messenger RNA of Uloborus diversus, 501 nucleotides long. RefSeq names its product EF-hand domain-containing family member C2-like. NCBI's taxonomy places the organism in Eukaryota, Metazoa, Arthropoda, Arachnida, Araneae, Uloboridae. The coding region runs from base 1 to 501 and encodes 166 amino acids. The record is from RefSeq and is a predicted model, not a curated record. The transcript is spliced from 2 exons.
AUGAAGUUUCGUAAGUGUUACAUUCUUUAUUAUGUUGAAGAUGGGACAAUUAAAGUGUACGAACCGCAGCAAAAAAACACGGGGUUUCUACAGGGAACCCUGAUCAAUAGAAACAUAAUUUCGAAACCUGAAGGAGGUUACUACACUUUGGAUGACCUCAACAUUGGGGAAACUCUUAACAUGUUUGGUAAAACGUUCAAAAUACUGGACUGCGAUGACUUCACUCGACAAUUUAUGCGAGAAAUGGGCUACAGAUUAGGAACUCCUGAAAAAGAGAUUGAUGAUCCUGUUUACGUUUUCGAGACCCACUUUGUAAUUGAUUCAAAUCCUGUAAAAAGUGGGGUGGACUCUGAAGAGUAUUAUACUGCUAAAGACUUAGAUUUGGGAAAGACAAUAGAAGUGUUUGGUGCGAACGUCUUCUUGUACGACAGCGAUGAUUUCACAAAAGAAUACUACAAAAAAGAAUACAAUAAAGAACUGAUUCCAGUUUCCAUUGGAUGA